AUGCGUGAAGAGUUAGAGACUAUUUUUAACAUGAAUGUGUCUACAUCUAAGGUUAAAAGGGCGAGGCUGGCUCUUGAAAAGCUAGAAGGGAGUUAUCUUGAUGACUAUAAUAAACUUGAAGCAUAUGGACAAGAACUUAGAACUUCUAAUCCGGGAAGUGAUGUUGUUAUCAAUAUAUCAAAAGAAGCUCUUUUACAAGGAAAGAGGAAGUUCUUAAGGAUGUACAUUUGUUUCAAAGCAUUGAAGGAUGAAUGGAAAAGUGGUUUGAGACCACUUAUUGGGCUGGAUGGUACUUUUUUGAAGGGAAGAUAUAAGGGGCAACUAUUAGUUGCUACGGGUCAAGAUUAUAUGAACCAUUUUUAUCCUAUUGCAUGGGCAGUGGUGGAUAAGGAGACAGAUGGACAUGGAGUGACAUUCAUCUCAGAUAUGCAAAAGGGGUUAAUUGAUCCUAAGAAGAGUGUGUUUCCUGAAGCUAAGUACAGAUAUUGUGUAAGGCAUAUUGAGGCUAAUUGGUGUAAAAGGUGGAGGAGUGGACAAGCCAAGAAACUUAUGUGGCGGUGUGCAUGGACCACAUAUGUUGAAGACUUUGAAGAUCAAUUGAGAAAAUUAGGAGACAUAGAUGAAGAAGCUGCCAAAGACUUGCUGAAAUAUAAACCUCAAACUUGGUGUUGGGCAUACUUUGAUACUCAAUGUAAAAAUAUCAUGGUUGCCAAUAAUUUCACUGAGUCAUUUAAUGCAUGGAUUCUGGAAGCAAGGCAUAUGCCUAUCAUCAAAAUGUUGGAAGAAAUAAGGCUGAAGGUUAUGAGAAGGUUGGUUUCUAAUGAAGCAAAAGUUAGGUUUUGGAAGGGAGAUUUCAGUCCACCGUGCAUGAAGCUAUACAAUGUUUAUAGGGCAAUUGCUCAUGGAUGCAAGGUUGAGGUCAAUGGUGACUUUGGUUACGAAGUCACAGAAGGUGAUGAUAGACAUACAAUUAAUUUGAAUGAUAAAAGAUGCACAUGUAGGGCUUGGGACUUAUCGGGAAUACCAUGCCCCCAUGCUAUCAAGGCCAUGUUGUAUGAUAAGGUUGAACCAAGAACACAAAUACACUGGUAUUACUGUAAGGAGGCUUAUUUGCUAACUUACAAGAACAAAAUACAACCUGUUAGGGGAGUUAAAUUUUGGAAAGUCGAUCCAGCCCAAGCCAUGGAACCACCAGAAGUUGUGAAGACUGUAGGCAGGCCCAAACUUAAAAGAGAUAGAGUACCAGAUGAAGCAGGGAAAAGUGACACAAAUGAUGAAGCAGAAAUAAAGUUUCAAACUGAAGUAGGGACACAACAAUCAGUUUAUUCAACCACACAACCUUAUGGUCCUGAAGUCGAUACUGAAGAAGACUUAUCACUUAGGCCAAUGGUUGUUUAUGAAGUCACAAGGCUGGAAGAGAGAAAGAAAAAACCUAAGCCGACAAUUGGAUCAAGGAGAAUUAGAUUUACUGGAGAUGCUAGUGGAGUGUCAUUGUUGAUAAAUUUGCCUUAUUCACUAACUAAAACUAUUUGA
Messenger RNA from Solanum tuberosum (potato), 1533 nucleotides. RefSeq lists its product as uncharacterized. Gene Ontology annotation, biological process: DNA transposition. The transcript has 5 exons. Bases 1 to 1533 code for a protein of 510 amino acids. Lineage: Eukaryota; Viridiplantae; Streptophyta; Magnoliopsida; Solanales; Solanaceae. The record is from RefSeq and is a predicted model, not a curated record. Gene Ontology annotation, molecular function: transposase activity; DNA binding; zinc ion binding.